Bufo bufo (common toad) is the source of this 912-nucleotide messenger RNA. RefSeq names its product alpha-1,4-N-acetylglucosaminyltransferase-like. Gene Ontology annotation, molecular function: acetylglucosaminyltransferase activity. The transcript is spliced from 2 exons. NCBI's taxonomy places the organism in Eukaryota, Metazoa, Chordata, Amphibia, Anura, Bufonidae. The record is from RefSeq and is a predicted model, not a curated record. Bases 1 to 912 code for a protein of 303 amino acids. Gene Ontology annotation, biological process: protein O-linked glycosylation.
AUGACUACACUUUCAAGCACUACAGAGAUUAAUGUUCUCAGGUCUCCAGCUGAAGUGUUAAAAGAAGGUGAUGCGAUCAUAUUUUUAGAAACUUCAGAUCGAUUGGAACUCCCUUCAUUAGUUUUAUGUGCCGUAGAGUCAGCAGCUCGUGUGUAUAUAAACCAACCAGUGGCCUUCUUCUUAAAAGGAUUAAAUAAUACCAACACUGAAGAAAUGGUGAAGAGACAUUUCCCAAUGCUCUCACCUCUGAGGAACAUUUAUUUCUUCCCCCUGAUUUUAGAGGAAGUGUUUACUGACACUCCACUUCACUCCUGGUACAAGAAGAUAAAUCCACAAGAGGAGAAGCACUGGCUCCAUGUCAGUGCUGAUGCCUGCAGGUUAGCUCUAGUCUGGAAACAUGGUGGAAUAUACAUGGAUACAGAUAUUAUCUCAUUACGAACCCUACCCAGUCUGGACUUUCUAGCUGCACAAUCUUCUGGAUACUCUAGCAAUGGUAUUUUUAGGUUUUCUUCUCAUCAUAAUUUCACCCAGAGAUGUAUGGAGGACUUUGUUCAGAAUUAUAAUAGCAAAAUAUGGGGACAUCAAGGACCACAUCUCUUUACCCACAUUUUAAAAAAGUUCUGUGAUUUACCAAACUUUAAUGGCACUGAAGAUGUCAUGUGCGGAAAUAUUACUUUCUUCAAUCCCAAGCGCUUUUACCCCAUCCCCUACCCAUCGUGGAGAACGUAUUACCAGGUUUGGAACAAAUUGCCAACUUUUAAUGACUCCUAUGCUUUGCAUCUAUGGAACUUUAUGAAUGAAGAAAAUAUAAAAAUGGUACCAGGUAGUAACAUGUUAGCAGAACAUCUCUACAAAGGGUACUGUCCUUCCACAUAUGGAGCAGUACUCAGGAAUGUGAGCACUUACCACUGA